Messenger RNA from Dermochelys coriacea (leatherback sea turtle), 3492 nucleotides. RefSeq names its product coiled-coil domain containing 157 (gene CCDC157). The transcript is spliced from 9 exons. NCBI's taxonomy places the organism in Eukaryota, Metazoa, Chordata, Testudines, Dermochelyidae. The record is from RefSeq and is a predicted model, not a curated record. Bases 609 to 2588 code for a protein of 659 amino acids.
CAGCUUGAGAAAGCCCUGGCUGGGAUGAUUUAGUUGGUGUUGGUCCUUCUUUGAGCAGGGGAUUGGACUAGAUGGCCUCCUGAGGUCUCUUCCAACCCUAAUAUUCCAUGAUUCUUUGCUCACCUAUGUGUGAUGCCUGGCACCUUGCUCUCUCCUGUUCUCUGCCUCUGGUAGGUUAGGCUCCUGAGGACUGAAAUACUUUUUUCCAACUAGAGUCUUUGGUCUCAAUAGAGGGGUAACUGAGUGAACUUUAAUAGUGUGUGGUAUUCUAGAGGUCAGAUUAGGUCUAAUGGUCCCUUCUGCUCUUAAAUUCUAUGGGACUAGUAUCAUAGGCUCUAUGCAACUAACAGCUAAAUGGGAUUCUGUGAUUUGGAACAAGAGGAAAUGAGUUUAAUUCCUGUUGUUGUGAAGUUCCAGUGGCACAACAUGCGGUAUAAUGACAGCUGUGAAGUCUUAGGACUUGUUACAAUGCUAUACACUGGGCCAUAACUUUUAUGCCAUAGCAGAAGUGACAGCACUUUAUCCCACAGUCAUGAAGAGCUGAGAGAUCUAUCCAUCCUGCCAAUGAGGGGCAUUUUCCUAUUGGUGGCCUAAAGUCAACUGACAGAAUGGCAUACCUGUUGGGCAAUCCAAACUGCAUGGAGAGUUUGAGGAAGGACAUCACUGAUCUACAAGGAGCCAUUAUUGAUGUCUUCUCCCGGGCUGGGGCAGUGCGUUAUCCCUCCUGGAAGUUCCCCAAUAAAGUAUCCUGUGAUCUGGAUCUGGUGGCUUUGCUGGAGCAUUACGACCAUGUGGAAAAUGACCCUGAAUUUACCCAGCAUUCCCAUGUAAUGCUCCUCGAACUGGUGAUUGACAGGCUGCUGUUGCUGCUUCAGAGCUUCACAGGCUACAUGGAGAAUCUCAUCAACGAACAAGCUGUGCCCCCCUCCCAGGCAGUGGGACCCUGCAUGUCCAUUGGGCUGGCUGUGAGGAAGUACUGGAACAGCAUGUUGAAACUGGGAGUGCUCCAUCAGCAGCUAGUGACUGAGAAGAAAUCUAACAGGAGUGACAUCUCUGCACUGAAAUCUACCCUGCAAGAUGUGAAAGCUGAGAAUGAGCCUUUGAAAAGCUGCUCACCUGUGAUUUCAGAAUCAAGUGCAUUAUUAGCCAGUGCCCAGUCAACCAUGUCAUGUCUACCACAAACUAUCCGUGGGCCAGACUGUGAUUUCUCAGACACCUCGCAGCCACGGUCUGCAUAUGGUGUCACCAAGAAUGUCUGUAGUGUCCAUUCUCAGACAAUUGAGUCAUCUCUGGUGCCCUGUGAUGCAUGUGCAAGUGGCCAGGCCAGCCUCCAGAAAGUCGGUAAAGCCAUCAUCAGCAUCUGUCUCAGCCAGAACAUCCCCUCGUCCCUGGUCAAAUUCCAAGAGAUGGUUGAGGAGACCCUAGGCAACAAGCCACUCUCAGCUACGGACAUAAGUUUCUGGGCAUCAGAACAGAGCAAAGACCUCUCUCGUAUCAACAGACAUCUUGGGGUGCUGAUGCAGCUGAUAAACCCUUUGAAGGCAGAUCUGGAAGAAUCUGAGAAACAGAAGGAUGAGCUGAGGAAGCAGGUUGAGGGCUUUGACAAGCUUCUUCAGAAGGAGACUGAGACCCAGGAACGGCAGAGGAAGGAGGCUGAGCAGUACCUGGAGGAAAAGAUAAAAGAGAAUUUUCAGAUCACAGCCAAACUGGAGAAGGACAAGGAAGAUCUACAGACAGGAGCUGUUGUGCUGGAGGAGAGAAUUUCCACCUUGAAAGAAGAGCUGCUGUCACAGCAAGCUACCAUGCGAGAGCUGGAGCUGACCAAAAGCACCCUGCUGGAGGAGAUGCGGACUAAGAUGGCCCACAAGAGCCAGAUGACGAAGCUGGAAGACCAAGUGCAGCUGCUAACCAGCCAGUUGGAAAACGCAAGCCACGAGCUUAGCAGGGCCACCACCCAGCUGGACAAGGAGAAGGCCAAAGUGGAAAGCAUGCUCAGGCAUGAGGAGUCGCUCCAGGCCAAGCAGAGGACCCUGUUGCAACAGCUGGACUGCCUGGAUCAGGAGUGCGAGGAGCUGAAGGCCAGCCUAGGCGAAGUUGAAGAUGACAAGGCUAAGCUGGAGCAACAGAUGAAGGCGACACAGGCUGAGAAGCAGCAGAUUCAGGGCCAGCUGGAGGCCCAGCAGCAGCUAAUGGAGAACCUGCAGCAGGAGAAGCUGAGCCUGGAGCAGUCUACGUCUGAACUACUCAGGAACAUCUCCGACCUGGAUGAGCUGCUCCAGGAGCUGAAGGAGAGGGAGAGGUUGCUUGUGUCCUUUCCAGACCUCCACAUCCCUGCUGAGGCGCAGUUUGAGAGCACUGGGAACAUCACUGAUGACAUGGAAAAGCAGCUGCAGGCGAACAACAUCCGAAUUAGCAUCCUGGAGGACGAGAACUCGCGACUCAGGACCGCGCUAGCCAAAAUGAAAGAGGCGGCCCAACAAGGAGCUUUAAGGGUGAGUCUGACCCCAGCCACAGGUGAAGAGGGCACCUCUCAGUGCAAGGGGGAACCAACUGCCAUCAAUAGACAGUUGACAAUGCAGGCAGACUAGGGGGUCAGUGCAACAAUGGGAUCCCUACUGGAUAUGGAGGAUCUGUGACCCAUCCCGUGGCCCCUGGGACUCUGGAGCAGAGGGAUUGGAGGUCAAUCCCAUGGUCUCUCUAGACUUUGGGGUUGGGGGAUUGAGGCUUAUCCUGUGCUCCCUCAAGACUGUACAAAUGGGAGACUUAGGACACAUCCCACUCCCAGUAGAGUUUAGGGCUGGGGAAUAGGAGACCCAUCCUGUUUGGGGCCGGGGAAUAGGAGAUAUGUCCCAUGGCUCCUGGAGGCUGAGGAAUAGACUAUCUGUCCCAUGAUCCCUGUGGGGGCUGAGGAACUACAACUCCACUGUUCUUGGGGGCUAGAAGCUCAGGACUGUUUUCACACAGCCUGUGCUCCAGGACUAAUCCCACUACCUCUGUUCUCUACAACUGUAGGUUUAAUGCUGCCUCCCUGUACUUCUCAGUGAGGCUUAUAUGUCCCAUUCUGUUCCCCCUUGCGGCAAUGCAGUCUAGUAAGAAGAGCACAGUUGUAGAACCAGUAGGAGUCUGGACUCUAAUUUAAAACAGAAACGAGUGCAGACUGUGCCAGAACUGCUGUGAGGCCUUGGGUAGAUGUCACAGGACUUCCUUGCUUGACAACUGGCUCAGCUGGAAAACGGGAUCUAAAUAGCCACUGUGUUUGGAGUGAGGUCUCCUGAAGAAUAACCCAAGUUUGGAAAUCGCUAUUGUCACUUCCCCAGCAUGGGCCUCGGUGCGAACAAGGCUCUCCGCUGAGCUUGGCGCCUGUUCCAGAGAGCGAUUUCUGUAUUAAUAUUCUUCAUGUGGGCCUGCGGCCAAUCCUGGGCUCUGCGAUCACAGGGGACUCCGGAGUCCUUCCUGGGGCUGAUCCUGGGCUCUGCAAUCACAGAGGACUCC